Molecule: messenger RNA, 3065 nt
Organism: Tachysurus fulvidraco (yellow catfish)
Lineage: Eukaryota; Metazoa; Chordata; Actinopteri; Siluriformes; Bagridae
Gene: slc16a9a
Product: solute carrier family 16 member 9a
Exons: 6
Coding region: 420-1838 (472 amino acids)
Biological process (GO): monocarboxylic acid transport; transmembrane transport
Molecular function (GO): monocarboxylic acid transmembrane transporter activity
Source: RefSeq, a predicted model, not a curated record
GUGUGUGUGAGUUUCUGUGUGUGCGUGUGCGUGUGCGUGUGCGUGUGCGUGUGCGUGUGCGUGUGUGUGUGUGUGUGUGUGUGUGUGUGUGUGUGUGUGUGUGUGAAGAGAACUGUUAGAAAAGAGUUUAAAUCUAAACCUCUGUAGUUCAGGUCAUUUAUACGGAUCUGUUCAAAGGGAAUCGAAUCGAAUGGAAGUGACUCGGGAUGUCAGCAGGGAAGCUCAGUAAGUUAAGUACAGUGAGUUUUCCCGCAUUGUUGUAUCUCAUUAUCUGUGUUCACACGGCGGAUCUCUCCUCCUGUGAGGUGUGGUUAAACCGGACCUCCGCUCAAAACCGGACCACGAGACGCACGUGAACAGCUGUGGCUCCGUCCGGUUCCUCCACGCGCUCACGACAGACCUCCACUCAGGUGUGUGUUAUGGCUGCGGUGAUACAGGAUCACUCUCAGGAUGGUUCCUGGUCCAUCGUCUUCGUCUCCUUCAUGGCUCAGCUGCUGGCGUACGGCUCUCCCCAGGCGGUGGGCGUUCUUUACCCCGAGUGGCUCAACACCUUCCAGGAGGGCAAGAGCACUACCGCCUGGGUUGGAUCUACUGCCCUGGGAGUGGGGCUCAUCGCUGGACCACUGUGCAGUGCGUGUGUCGAUAGUUUUGGUGCCCGGCCUGUGAGCAUCUUCAGUGGUGUAAUGGUAGCAGGAGGUUUAAUACUGAGUGCCUUCGCGCCCAACAUCAUCUUCCUCAUCUUCAGCUAUGGAAUCGUUGUUGGUCUGGGAUGCGGGCUCGUCUAUGCGGCUACAUUGACUAUCAUCUGUCAGUAUUUUGAUAAGAGGCGUGGCCUUGCCCUGGGUAUCGUUACCACAGGAAGCAGCGUGGGUGGCUUUAUCUACGCUUCUAUGCAAAACAAGCUGAUUGAGCGGUAUGGAUUAGAUGGGUGUCUACUCAUUGUUGGUGGUCUAGCACUAAACCUGCUUGUAUGUGCUGGACCCAUGCGACCUUUGAAUCUUCCUGGCUACUAUAUCAAAGAGAAGGCCCUGAUGAGUACAGAGGAGCCUAUUUGUGACAAAGAACUUGAGACAGAGUCACCAUUGGAACAUCAGACGCUGGUACGCAUCAUAAAAAAGCGCCUCCAGCCACACACCCAGUACAUAUAUGUCAUGUGUGAGUGCUUCCGAGAGCCCUCGUUUGUAGCACUCUGCAUCUCCAUCUUCCUGUACAGCCUAGGAGGAAUUGCUCCAGUACUCUUCAUAGAAGACGUGGCUCAGAGUCAGGGCCUCCUCGAGCACGUUUCAAACAUUCCUCUCGUCUCAAUCACGACUGCUGCAGCCGGAGUGGGCAAGCUGGCACUAGGCAUGCUGGCAGACAUGAGUUGGGUGAACAGCUUGCAACUCUAUGCCAUGACGGUGACUGCAUUGGGUGCUACUUUGCUAGUGGUACCCAUGUGGAAGAGUUAUGCUGGGCUUCAGGUACUCUCAGCUUCCAUCGGCUUCUUUUCAGGCAACUGGUCAAUUACAUCCUACGUCACCACACGCCUCGUGGGCAUCGAGCGUCUUGGCCAGGCACACGGGCUCCUCAUGUGCUUCGGUGGCUUUGGAAUCAUUCUGGGACCUCCUGUCGUAGGAUCGUUCUUCGAUUGGACGCAGUCGUAUGACCUGGCGUUUUACUUUGCCGGGUGCUGUUUGGUAGCAGGUGGUACUGUUCCCUUCCUCGCAGCCUUGUUCUUUAGGAAUAUAGCCAUUAAAGCGAGAGGUGUUUUGGGUGACCUUGAUGGUGACCUUGAUGGUGACCUUGAACCAGAAGUCAAAAACUUGUCUGAAUGCAACACGGUCAUUUCUGUGGAAUAAGGACUGUGUCUGUCUUACGCCUCGAGUCAUGACCACAGUCCAGCUGACGGCCGAAAACACACGCGCGUUCUGCAACAUGAAACGGAUUGUCACACCUUGAUUGGGUUUGUGGUCUAAACGGUAUGAUGUAAAGUUAAAAUCUGUCUCAAAUCACAUACUUGUGUCUUAUCUACUACACUGCUUUGCUCGACCAAAGAGCCAAUCAGAGAUAUCUUUCUCCUGCAGCGCUGAUUCGACCUGCUCAACCUCUAUCGCCUCUAUUCUUUUAUUCAUUUCUUCUGUAUUUAGUUGCGUCCCAGAUGACGUACUACACACUAUGCACUUGUACACUGACGUUCAGUGCAUGAAGGUUAGAAGAGUCGUAUCUCUCAAAGGACUUGUUACUAUUUAGAAGACGUUGAUUUUGUCAGUUGAAGUGUCAAACAAUAAAUCACACAAUUACAGAAGCUAAUUGAAUCGAAACACGUCCCGUCCACCGGAGUGUUGUCGGUCAUCUGGGAGCAAAAACCCACCCACCCCCACCCCCCUCUAUCCCUCUUAUGCUUUUACAUAAGCAAAGCUGAGAUUGUACGAAGUGUCCAACCUUCAUACUUUGCUUUUUUAUUGAUUAAGUGCAUGAUCUGGCUUCUUAACAUGUACUUCUUCUUCUUCUUGACUCACUAUUUAAACUUCUCAACAGCAUAGUGCAUAAGUAUACGAUUUAAAACGUACCUUUUCCUGUUAUUGUUUCUUUCUUUUUAACUUUUUUCUUUUUUUUAACCCAGUAGCAAAUCCUAGCCAGUUGUUUUUAGAUGUGUUAAAAUUCUUUUAGAUGUCUGUAUAUUUACAUAUUUUUGGAAGUGGGUAGGAUUUGUCAAAAUUCCUUUGGGAGUUUCCAAAGAAAAUCUCACUAAUGCAACAUACUCCAAAGGAAUCCUGAACUAUCCUGACUACUCCCAAAGGAAUUUUGACAAAUCCCGCCCACUUUCAUAGGUACAGUAGUAGGCAAGACUGGUCUGCAUGUCAUUGGGAGAGGAUGGGAUUAGUCAUAAUUCUAUUGAAAAUGGUUGAGAUUGGUCAGAAUUCCUACCAAGAAGGUAUUCUGACCAAUCCCAAGCAUUUUCAAUAGAAUGCCAAAUGACUUUAACUAACAACGUCUCUAGCUUUAGCAUUUUGAAUACGUCGAUACUCAGCAAUUUAAUUGUUUUAUGCAUGCAUGUACAUAAAGAUUUCACUUUCACUUCAAAA